Pteronotus mesoamericanus is the source of this 1681-nucleotide messenger RNA. RefSeq names its product RNA-binding protein 39-like. Gene Ontology annotation, cellular component: nucleus. Gene Ontology annotation, molecular function: U1 snRNP binding; RNA binding. Gene Ontology annotation, biological process: mRNA processing. The record is from RefSeq and is a predicted model, not a curated record. NCBI's taxonomy places the organism in Eukaryota, Metazoa, Chordata, Mammalia, Chiroptera, Mormoopidae.
AGGCUUAACUGUAGCAACAGCAGCAGCGGCGACAGCUGCAGCAGCUCCCUUCCUUCCGAAUACGAGCACCACAGGGGCCCAGAAGCCCGCACAGGAGUUUAGAGAAAAUGGCAGGCGACAUUGAUAUUGAAGCAAUGCUUGAGGCUCCUUACAAGAAGGAUGAGAACAAGUUGAGCAGUGCUAAUGGCCAUGAAGAACGUAGCAAAAAGAGGAAAAAAAGCAAGAGCAGAAGUCGUAGUCAUGAACGAAAAAGAAGCAAAUGUAAGGAACGGAAACGAAGCAGAGAUAGAGAGAGGAAAAAGAGCAAAAGCCGUGAAAGGAAGCAAAGUGGAAGCAAGGAAAGGAGACGGAGUCGCUCAAGAAGUCGAGAUCGCAGAUUCAGAGGCCGCUGCAGAAGUCCUUACAGACGACGCUCCGGAAGCAAAAGUCCAUUCAGAAAAGAUAAGAGCCUUGUGAGGGAACCUAUUGAUAAUUUAACUCCUGAGGAAAGAGAUGCAAGGACUGUUUUCUGCAUGCAGCUGGCAGCAAGAAUUCGGCCAAGGGAUUUGGAAGAGUUUUUCUCUACAGUAGGAAAGAUUCGAGAUGUGAGGAUGAUUUCUGACAGAAAUUCAAGAAGUUCCAAAAGAAUUGCUUAUGUGGAGCUUGUCGAUGUUAGCACAGUGCCUCUAGCGAUAGGAUUAACUGGCCAACGUGUUUUAGGCGUGCCAAUCACAGUACAGGCACCACAGGCAGAAAAAAAAAAAAAACAACAACAACACAGAGCUGCAGCAAUGGCAAACAAUCUACAAAAGGGAAGUGCUGGACCUAUGAGGCUUUAUGUGGGCUCAUUACACUUUAACAUAACUGAAGAUAUGCUUCGGGGGAUCUUUGAGCCUUUUGGAAGGAUUGAAAGUAUCCAGCUCAUGAUGGAUAGUGAAACAGGUCGAUCCAAAGGAUAUGGAUUUACAACGUUUUCUGAUUCAGAAUGUGCCAAGAAGGCUUUGGAACAACUUAAUGGGUUUGAGCUAGCUGGAAGGCCAAUGAAAGUUGGUCAUGUUACUGAAUGUAUUGAUGCUUCCAGUGCUAACUCAUUUUUGGACAGUGAUGAACUGGAAAGGACUGAAAUUGACUUGGAAACAACUGGUCGUCUUCAAUUAAGCAAGAUUGCAGAGGGUACAGGUUUGCAGAUCUCACCAGCAGCACAGCAGGCUCUACAAAUGAGUGGCUCUUUGGCAUUUGGUGCUACCGAAGCUUCAGCUUUAGCUGCAGCUGCCUCUGUUCAACCUCUUGCAACACAGUGUUUUCAACUCUCUAACAUGUUUAACCCUCAAACAGAAGAAGAAGUUGGAUGGCAUACAGAGAUUAAGGAUGAUGUGAUUGAAGAAUGUAAUAAACAUGGAGGAGGUAUUCAUAUUUAUGUUGAUAAAAAUUCAGCUCAGGGCAAUGUGUAUGUGAAGUGCCCAUCAAUUGCUGCAGCCAUUGCUGCUGUCAACGCAUUGCAUGGCAGGUGGUUUGCUGGUAAAAUGAUAACAGCAGCAUAUGUACCUCUUCUAACUUAUCACAACCUCUUUCCUGAUUCUAUGACAGCAACACAACUACUGGUUCCAAGUAGACGAUGAAGGAAGAUAUAGUCCCUUAUGUACAUAGCUCUUUUCUUUCUUGAGAAUUCAUCUUCAGUUAUCUUUUAUUUAGAUAAAAAUAA